Molecule: messenger RNA, 1089 nt
Organism: Aspergillus eucalypticola CBS 122712
Lineage: Eukaryota; Fungi; Ascomycota; Eurotiomycetes; Eurotiales; Aspergillaceae
Product: glycoside hydrolase family 28 protein
Exons: 2
Coding region: 1-1089 (362 amino acids)
Biological process (GO): pectin catabolic process
Cellular component (GO): extracellular region
Molecular function (GO): polygalacturonase activity
Source: RefSeq, a predicted model, not a curated record
AUGCACUCCUUUGCUUCUCUUUUCGCCUACGGCCUAGCCGCCGGCGCCACCCUCGCUUCUGCCUCUCCCAUCGAAGCUCGGGGCAGCUGCACCUUCACCACGGCUGCUGCUGCCAAAGCGGGCAAGGCGAAGUGCUCUACCAUCACCCUUGACAACAUCGAAGUGCCCGCUGGAACCACCCUGGACCUGACCGGUCUCACCAGCGGUACCAAGGUCAUCUUCGAGGGCACCACGACCUUCGGGUAUGAAGAAUGGGCAGGCCCCUUAAUCUCCAUGAGUGGCAAAGACAUCACUGUUACUGGUGCCUCAGGCCAUCUCAUCAACUGCGACGGUUCACGGUGGUGGGACGGUAAGGGGACCAGCGGAAAGACGAAGCCCAAGUUCUUCUACGCCCAUGGCCUUGACUCCUCGUCCAUUACUGGAUUGAAUAUCAAGAACACCCCCCUUAUGGCGUUUAGUGUUGAGGCGGAUGACAUCACCCUGACUGACAUUACCAUCAACAAUGCGGACGGUGAUAGCCUGGGUGGACACAACACUGAUGCAUUUGAUGUUGGUAACUCCGUCGGUGUGAAUAUCAUCAAACCGUGGGUCCAUAACCAGGAUGACUGUCUUGCGAUCAACUCUGGCGAGAACAUCUGGUUUACCGGCGGCACCUGCAUUGGCGGCCACGGUCUCUCCAUCGGCUCUGUCGGCGACCGCUCCAACAACGUCGUCAAGAACGUCACCAUCGAGCACUCCACCGUGAGCAACUCCGAGAACGCCGUCCGAAUUAAGACCAUCUCUGGUGCUACAGGUUCCGUCUCUGAGAUCACAUACUCCAACAUUGUCAUGUCCGGCAUCUCCGAUUACGGCGUCGUUAUCCAGCAGGAUUACGAGGAUGGUAAGCCUACGGGAAAGCCCACAAACGGUGUCACUAUUAAGGACGUGAAGUUGGAGAGCGUUACGGGUACUGUGGAUAGUAAGGCUACUGAUAUCUAUCUUCUUUGCGGAUCUGGUAGCUGCUCGGACUGGACUUGGGACGAUGUGAAGGUCACCGGGGGAAAGAAGUCUAGCGCUUGCAAGAACUACCCUUCGGUGGCUUCUUGCUAG